AUGCGAAGUCGAUUUCUCAACACCGAUUAUUUCUCUUCUUCGUCUUCUCUGGUGUAUGAAACCCUAGGAUUUCUCAAUCUUCCGGUUCCUGAUACUUUCCCGGCAUCCGUCGUGUGCGACGGUGAAAAUGACCGUCUUCGAUUUGAAUCUGUCGAAGAUUUCUGUCUCCCGAUCGCAAAUUUGCCUAUCGACGCUGCUCUAUCGAAGUUCCUUUCCGACGUGGUUCCCGGUCGCGUCAGUGUGGACUAUGGAGUUUUUGAAACCGAUAACUCUUCCCCCGGAGGUUAUUUCUCAGACGAGAAGAAUGACGGUAAUGUCAUCGAGGAGAAAGCUACCCUUAAUUUUAACUUUAUCCAGUUGGAGACUCCAGAGUUGGAUUUCGAAAUGGAAAAUAUGGUCUCAUCAAAGAGGGAGGAUCUCCAAUGUUUCUCUAAAGUUCUAGAGAUCGAAAAUGAGCAGGUUAAAUUUAACGAGUCAGAUAUUAUCUUACAGAACUCAAAUGACAUCCAACAAAAGAUUUAUUCUGUUGAUUACAUUUCUUCUGAUUACUUCACUGAGAACAAUGGAGGGAUGAAUGCAGAAAAUGAAUGCUCUGGCAAGAAUCAACCAUGGUUCAAAGAUGCCAAAUUCCCCCUUCUAGAAGUGGAUGAAGUAAACUUGAGCGGGCUAUCAAGCUUAUCUGUGCUUGAUAAAGUAUUUACUGUUCUGGAAACAAUUAAACCCCAAGAGAAGAAUGCAGAGAGUGCUCUCAUUAUCAAUUCUGAGGAGCUUAUAGGCUCUAAGGAUUAUGAUCUAUUGGAUAUCCUCUCUACAGAUUGCUAUUCGAGCAAGAGUGGCCAAUCUAAUAUGGUACCAGAGGGUGCAUUUUCUGAAAUGGAUAUAAUGACUGUCCUGGAAACAUCAAAUGCUGAGGGAAACUUUCAGUUUGAACAGGGAAAGCUGGCUGUUGAUUAUGACUUUACCACGAUCCCAGUAACUUUUGAGGAAUUUCAAAUUCUGGAUGUGGAGAUAUCUGAUAUUUUUUAUAUCUUCCUUUGUCUUCAAAAAGCCAUUGAACCAGCAAUAUGUAAUGGAAUGUUCAGCGAAGAGUUGAAUUUCAAGAAUUUCGAUGAAUUAGUUGUCAGUUCUGAACUUGCCUUCACAGAUGAUGCUUUCAAGUCUCUGCCAACUCCUCUUUUAUAUGAUGAUGAGAUGACCAGAUCUCUGGAUCUGAUUUAUGAGGAUGUUUUGUCAGAGAUCAAGCCUCAAUCCUUGUCUGCAUCAAAUGACAUAUACUUGCCCUGGAACCUUCUUGAGGAAAGAAAGCACAACCAUGAAGCCCCUUUUAGUGAUUAUCCGUUUGAAGAAAUAGUUAAAUGCAACGUUGAUUAUAAGUGGGAAACAUCAGAAGGAGACAAAUGGGUUUAUGAUUUCAUUUUCUCUGAAGAUGCUUUCUGCGAGCCACUUGUAGAGAGAUGCACUGAACCUUUCUACGGCAUAUCUACCCUUGACGAGCAUCCUUCUGUUGAUACUUCCCAUGGGUUAUUGGAAAACCCUUGUCCAAAAACAGGAGCCGGGGAUUGUGGAAGAGAUGAUAAUGCUAAGAAGGCUACACUGUUGUUCAAAUCAAUGUCUGCUUUUGAUGACUUGACCUUUUUCAUGGAUCCUCAGAAGGCUGUGAUUGAAGAGAAUCUGGAGUCUAGAGUCGAAGCUGCUAAGACUGCCAACCAUAAAAUUAUGUCUGUUUCCCCAAAGGCUUCAUGUAUACCUGGUGGCAUGCACCCAAACCUGAAGACUGAGGAUAUGAUACUUCACAGUGUUCAUCCUUCAGAAAAUAUUCUGUCCCUUGUUCAGGACUUUGAGAAGAGCUAUAUAGCUCUUGUGAAGGAUGAGUCAGAGUUGGUUUCAUCAUUAUCAGAAGAUAAACUUAAGUUACUCAGCAUCUCUAAAGGAAUGCUUAUUGACUGCAUAAGAAAGGCAAAUGUCCACAAAACACAGUUGGCGGAUGAUAAGGCUUUCACGUUUGCAUUGCUGCUAGCAAUUAAGCAGAUGACAUGGUAUAUGUGUUUCUUUGGCAUCCAUGUGGCAUAUCUCUAUCUUAGUAAGUUAUGUCGGAGCUCAAAUCCCAUGAAGAUAGGAUUGCACACCCUCUACUCAUCAGUUGAAACGGAACACAAGGCAGUUGACACAGACAUCACAAGAUCGCAUCCAUCCCUAGCUGUUAUCCACGGGAUUUUACAGUCAAAAUUUUCCCGGGGGAAUUCUAAAGCAUUACUUUUGGCUGAGAAAGUUUUUUGGUCUUCUCUGAAGAGGCUAUUGAUGUCGAUGGAGUUAUCUUACAGUGAGCUCAACUGUACCUCCCCAAGUGGAAAUCAACCAAAUGUUAGUGAAGCCACAGAACUUGGUUUCCUGCAAAUUUCAGACUGUCUUAUCAUUUCUUACGAGCACAUUUCUCCAUCUUUUCAUCUGGAGAAAUUCACGCUCAUUAUAGAAUAUGGAAGUCCAAAUGCCUCGCCCAGAUUUUGUUCUCCUUUGACGUUGGAUCGCUUUCCUUGCUUCCAUUUCAUAAAAGUGGAGCUGGAUAUGUCCAGUGCAUGUGGGCAACUCUCCACAGGUGUUACAGUACCUAACAGUCUUAAAAUGAUAAAGGGAGACGAACUUGAGACGAAAACUGGGUGGUUGGAAGACGUGUUGAACUUUGUUCCACUUGAAAGUGUGUGUUAUGAAGGAUCUUCAGAAACUACAAAGGAAUCUGAAUUUGUCUCCGUGCCUCAAGAAUCUGGGAGAAGAAGUGAGAUAAAUGAACGGAGAGUUCAAUCUGACCAAAGAGCUGCAAUUGUUGUGAACACAAAAAAUGUUUACAAGGAGAUGAUCAUAUCCAGAAGAAGUACAUACCAGAAGGUUUUGGCGAUGGAAAAAGAAGGAGUGCAAGUCGUGGAGCGCGAUUCAGAUCUACCAGUGGACCUGAUGCUAAGUCCUGCAAUUUGCCUACUCUGGUAUGAUUGUGAAAGUGUUAGUAAGAAAUUGGCUGAAACUAUUGGGGCUUCCUCAAGCUCACUUUCAUGGAUUGGGGAUAUUGCAACCAAUGUUUUGACGUCACUGAGUUUCUGUUUCAGCAGCUGCAUUAUGGUUUUUGAGGGGGAACCUGCCUGCUUGGCUACAAUAAUGGACUCUUCUGAUGAACUGUAUGCAGCAGCUGGUAGCCUGGGAAUCGGUUUACAGAUUUUUUGUUCAUCCUCAGCUGAUAUAACUGAUGAAAUUAUAUUGAGGUGUAUCAAAUCUUCUGUUAAGCUGUCUGAAGUCCAUGUCAAAAUGCCCGAGUCAGAAUCUCUUGCAGAAUCAUUUCUCACCAAAUUUCCUUCCGUGAAUCCACUUACAGCUCAAGUAAUUCUGUCAUCUGCUGGGUCACUUUACGAAUUCAUGAAGCUCCCACAGAGUACCAAGGUUCAAAGGCUGCAAAAGUAUCAUGUACCUGAAGAGAGUGUGGAUCUAUUUACCUCAUUAUGCAGAUAUGGUGCGAGGGAGGACUCUAAAUCUGUAAUGACAGACAGCUCUUCUUCGGUAUCUUCUGGACCUGACUCAGACACACACCAUUUCAGUGUUCAUUCUGGUUGGAAAAGGAAACAGUACGUUACUGGGAAAGAUGAAAUAGAUUUGGACGACUUGGUCCAUGUUGUUCCUUCCAAAGAAUUUGCUGAUGCGCAGCUCAAGCCUUCAGGGGAUUUCCAUGUUGAUGAUUCUUGGUCAUCUAGAGAUCAUGAGAUACUUCAUUUUGGCACUGUAACUGAAUUCUCUGAUCCACCUCGCAAACCUUCUGGAAUCAUUCAUUCUAAUGACUUUGGGCAAUCCAAAGAUCCUGAGAGAAUUGACAAGAAGUCAAGACCUGGUUCUUCAUCAAAGAACGCGUUUUGGGAAAAGGAUCGACCUGAUUUUUCAGUGGAGGACAGUCUUCCUGGAAUUCCUGAAUUAGAAGAUUGGAACUUCCCAGUUGAAGACGAAUUCAUGAACCAGAAGAGAAGAUGUAAAUCUCCAGUGAUGGGAAACUUGAACUUGCAUGAUGACACUAGGAAUUCAGAGAGUUUCACCGAAGACUACAAAGGUGAAGUUAUCAACAUAGCGGAUAGUAAGUUUCUCGAGGAAGACUUCCCCCCUUCUACUGGUUAUAAAAGGUUUUCUCCAAUUGUUUCUGAUGUUGAUGAAGACGACCAUCCUAGAAGAUCAAAAUGUGCAAGGAAGUUAUCUUUCUUUGAAUCUCUCCAGCCUAACUUCCCAAAAGCGGCUGAGAUAAACUCGAGUUCUGAAAGAUUGGCCACCGAGAAAGAUUCAAGAAAAGUUUCCAGAAGAAUCAAUGACAACAAUGCUUCUUUGCGUGGCUUUGUUGAUAGCUUCCCAGCAAAACGGCAAAGGACCCUAUUGGAGGAAGUCUUAACACGGAGAUCUGCAGUUUCAACAACGGAGCUUCCAUUUAGUGAGGAGAUAUCACAUUUUGGUGGAUCUCCUCUAUCAAACGCAAUCCAUUCUCCAAAUCCAGUACAAGGUUCUCCUUGGACUAUGGAGUUUCUUAACAGAGUUCGAGAAAGAAGCAGAGCAAGGCAACAGCAACAAUCUCUUCCUACUUAUGUUCCUCACUCUAGUUUGGAAACCUCAGGGAACCUAAAGAAAGCUAAUAUCAAGAGGAAAAGUCCUUCCAUACUAGAGUUUUUCAAGUAUAAAGGAGGCAACGCUCUUAGAAAAUUUCCAGAAGAGAAAAAGCAGAAGCGUUCAAAGAAUUCUUCAGCCUCGCCGAAAAACGAGAGAUUCUACUCGCCUCUUAAGUCAUGGACACCAAUUGAUAAGCGAGCAAAACAGCCAAACAAAACUGGUCUGGAAGUAAAGAAACAGACACGCCAUACAACUGGACAAUGA
Messenger RNA from Arabis nemorensis, 4884 nucleotides. Lineage: Eukaryota; Viridiplantae; Streptophyta; Magnoliopsida; Brassicales; Brassicaceae. The record is from the annotation of a GenBank genome assembly.